AUGGCAUCGAAAACAUCACUUUUUGACUUACCAAAUGAACUUUUUCCAUGUAUUUUUCAAUAUCUGAGCGCAAUUGAUCUCUUAAAAAUAUUUUCUGAUUUUGAAUCACGACGACUUCAAGCUCUCAUUCAACCAUUUAUUGCACGAUUAGAUAUUUCUCAAGAAUCUAAUGAAUGGAUUCAAAAUUAUCUACCAAAUAUAUUGACAAAAAAUAAAAUUAUUGCGCUUCGUCUACAAAUGAAUCAUUUAGUUCUCAUAUCAGAACAUUUACUAUCAACUAAUAUUCAAUCUAUGCAAGUGACUAACUGGAAUGUUUCAAUUGAUUUUUCAGAACAAAUUAUGGCUCAGCUUCGUCGAAAUUUACAAAAGUUGUCAAUCGUACAACCUGAUGAUAAUGAAUUUAGUGAUCUAACUAGUCUAUUGUUUCGAUCUGAUUCUCAAUUGAAACAUCUUAUCAUAAAGGAUUGUGUUCUAUAUAUUUUUAAUGGUGAUAUUGAAACUUGUACUCGAUUAACACAUCUCUCAAUUGAAUUAGAAGGAAUGAAUCCAGUAUUUAUACUUAUUGAACAUUUACCCAAUCUUGAAGAAUUGAAAGUUAGAAUUCACAGUCAAGAAUGUAUUGUUCAAACAGCACCUAAUACAAAUGGUGUAAAGCCAUGUAAUAAACUUCGUUCUGUUACUUUUACAGGUUGGAUCAAAUAUUUUAAUCAUAUGGAAAAUUUCUUUGCUACAUUUGGAUCAACAAUUGAAUAUCUUUCAAUGAAUAUCGAUUCUAGAUAUUACUUAUUCGAUGGUAAACAACUUGAGCAUAGACUACUUGACAAGAUGCCACGUUUAUCUUCACUUGAUUUAAUCAUUUUUUCACCAUUAGUUGGUAAUGAUCCUAUAGAAAUCGAAACAUUUCAAAGUUUUGCUUGGCAACAAUUCAAUCCUAUUGCGUACUGGAAUGAUGUUCAUGCUAAACAACAUAUGAUUUUUACAUUACCAUACAAAUCUGAUCAAUUUGAAUAUUUUUCAAAUGAUUUUGUUUCAAAUUGUGUAUCAAAUCGAUCAAUUUCAAUUUGUUUUGAACGUGUUCGCAUGCUCUCACUCAUUCCUACAACACCAUUAACUCUAGAAGCAUUCCUAUUUAUUGAAAAAGUUUUUCCAAACGUUACAACAAUUAAUUUAACCCAUUGGAUUAUUGAUCUUUUAGAUGAAAGUGAAGAUGAAAAAGAUAGAAAUCUUACAGUUAUGGAUGAAGAUCUUCUUUUAGAUACUAGUUUACAAAUACGAUCCGUUACAAAAUUCUGCAUAUCUUUAUGGUCUCCAUUUAAUGAUUAUAAAACCUUUCGUCGGUUUGUUCAACUUUUUCCAAAUUUAAUUUGUCUCGAACUCGAUAUUGAAUUAUCACUUCUACAUGAUAUUUUGAAACAUGAACAAGAAGAUAAAUUUGUCAAAACUUUAUUAGCUCGUAUCGAACAAUUGAAUAUUACUUGGCUGAUUUUCUAUCACUCAAUGGGAUGCAUGCCGAGUAGAACCGCUUCUAGAGUUGACAACGUUGCAGACAAUCCUGUUAUGCGUCAUCAACAUAUAACUACAGGUGGAAAAUUUUCUAAUGGAAGAGAACGCAAUGAUCUCGAAGCAACAGAAGGAGAAAGGAUUGAGAUGUAUAGUGCUUUUAUUAAUGGAACCAGACCUGAUGAAAUAAUACAAAAACCAUGGAGAUAUGAUCCAUCUCGACCGGAUCAAGAACCGAGACCUAGCAAUGAUGAAAGUGUUGAUAAUGAUCUAUGGGAUGAUGAUCAUAUCUAUUCUGAUGAAGAACGCGCUAAUUUCAUGUAUAUUACUCUAUCUAAAAUGUGUGAUCUUGUAUUACAUAUUGAUUCAGUUUGCUCUCAGCCACUAUCAUUAUUACGUAUUGAAACAAAUCGUUCAAUUACAAUGUCACAACGUCAAGCUGCUUCAUUGUUAGCUUGUGCAUUUUUCUGUUUAUUUCCAAAUCGUUCUCAUCAGACGUUAAGCAAAGAAUAUGAAAACUACCAAGAUCCAAAUUUUGAAACAUUAUUUCAACAUGGACCUCAAAGCAAAAUAGAAAAACUGAAAUGUAUUUUACAUUAUUUUAGACGUGUUACAGAAACGAUGCCCAAUGGUGUCAUUACUAUUCAACGUUUUGCAUUAUCCAGGAGUCGUUUUCCUCAAUGGCCUGAUUUAAACACAGGUCUCUGUGAUUUACAUUUGACAACGGGUAAAAAAAUCGAAGAUAUCAAUAGUGUAUUACAAGUUGACUUUGCUAAUAAAUAUAUCGGAGGUGGUGUUUUAAGUGCCGGUUGUGUACAAGAAGAAAUUCGUUUUACUAUUUGUCCUGAAAUGCUUGUUAGUUUACUUGUUUGUGAAAUGAUGCAGAAAAAUGAAUGUAUAUUUCUUAUUGGAUGUGAACGAUAUUCAUCAUACAAAGGUUAUGCCAAUUCAUUUCAAUUUGGUGGAAAUUAUGAAGAUAAGACACCUAGAGAUAGUUGGGGUCGAAGAUGGUGUCAUGUAGUAGCUAUGGAUGCUAUUUAUUUUCGUAGACCUUCAGAUCAAUAUAAUAUUAAACUUAUCGAACGUGAAUUACUUAAAGCCUAUACAAGUUUUCGUCCACUCGGAAAGGGAUCAGAUUAUGAGUUUGGUAUUGCUACUGGAAAUUGGGGUUGUGGAGCAUUCAAUGGUGAUAGACAAUUGAAAGCAAUAAUUCAAUUGAUGGCUGCUUCCGAGGCUAGACGUCCAUUAAUAUAUGCCGCUUAUGGUGAUAAAAAUUUGAUCACAUCAUUCUCUGUGCUUCAUGACUACUUGAAAGAGCAAGGAGCAACACCAUUCAAAUAUGAUCCAUCAAAUCCUGAACGUGAACCUUCAACAAGUUGUGUUCAAAAUCGAUCUGUUGAUCAAUUGGAUUCAGAUCCUGUUUUUAUGCCAUAUUCAUCAUACAAUCUUACUCCACCACCAUUAUUACGCACUGGAACAAAUCGUUCAGUCACAAUGUCACAACGACAAGCUGCUUCAUUGUUAGCUUGUGCAUUUUUCUGUUUAUAUCCAAAUCGUUCUGAUAAUAAACAGAAGAAAGGAUAUCGCAAUUUUCCAAAUCCAAAUUUCAAUGCAUUAUAUCAAAGUGGACAUCCAAAAAAAAUAGAAAAACUCAAAUGUAUUUUUCAUUAUUUUCAACGUAUUACCGAAAAAAUGCCAAAUGGUGUCAUUACUGUUCAACGUUUUGCAUUACCUAAACAUCUUUCUCCACAAUGGGCCGAUUUUACAACCGGUCUCUGUAACUUGCAUUUGACAACAGGACAAAAAAUCGAAGAUAUCAAUAAUGUAUUACAAGUUGACUUUGCUAAUAAAUAUAUUGGAGGUGGUGUUUUAAGUACCGGUUGUGUACAAGAAGAAAUUCGCUUUAGUAUUUGUCCUGAAAUGCUUGUUAGUUUACUUGUAUGUGAAAAGAUGGAGGUCAAUGAAUGUAUCUUUCUUAUUGGAUGUGAACGAUAUUCAUCAUACAAAGGCUAUGCCAACUCAUUUCAAUUUGAUGGAGACUAUAAAGAUAACACACCUAAAGAUGAUUGGGGUCGAAAAUGGUGUCAUCUUGUAGCAAUGGAUGCGAUUUUCUUUCGUCAUGCAUCGACACAAUAUGAUAUGCAUUGUGCAGAUCGUGAACUACUCAAAGCUUACACUAGUUUUCGUCCACUAGAACAAGGAUUAGAUUAUGAAUUUGCUAUUGCUACUGGAAAUUGGGGUUGUGGUGCAUUUAAUGGUGAUAAAUAUGUGAAAGCCAUCAUCCAAUUAAUGGCUGCUUCUAAAGCUCGACGUCCACUUAUCUAUGCAGCUUAUCGUGAUAAAACUUUAGUGCAUUCAUUUGGUGUAGUAUAUGAAUACUUGAAAGCUCACAACGCAACAGUGGGAGGUUUAUAUUUAUGUCUUGAACAAUACUUUACUCAAGUUGAUCGAGGGUCACUAUUCGAAUAUAUUCUGAACAUACCUGUUUCAUUUCUUAAAUCUUAA
Rotaria sp. Silwood1 is the source of this 4005-nucleotide messenger RNA. The record is from the annotation of a GenBank genome assembly. Lineage: Eukaryota; Metazoa; Rotifera; Eurotatoria; Philodinida; Philodinidae.